Messenger RNA from Amoebophrya sp. A120, 1928 nucleotides. The record is from the annotation of a GenBank genome assembly. Lineage: Eukaryota; Dinophyceae; Syndiniales; Amoebophryaceae.
AGCGAUGCCGUUUCUUUUUUGACUGAGCCGGCCUAAGUUUAAGUGCGCACCUAGAGCUCCUAUGUUUACUUCUCUUUUUACGUACCUAAAGCAAACCCGGGACACGAACUAUGGACGUGGAGGCACUUCAUUGGGAUGGGGGAGCAUCAGCGUGGCCAAAAGGACGACUGGUGCCUUACACGAGCAAGCUCUGCUACUUCGAUUUUGAUUCCUUCCCUGACCGGGGACAGGGGCGCAAGUCCAAGCUAUGCAUCCUCCUUCCCGGCUUGGGCGACGGAUUCUGUACGGUUCCAUGGUUGUCCUGUUUGGGAGAAAAGUUGGUAGAGCAGGGCGAUUGGUUGGUAGUGCAGCCGGUUCUGAGGUCAAGCUACUCACAAUUUGGGUUUCACACACUCGCGGACGAUGUACAAGACAUUGAGGAGUUGCUGGCGGCGGUGAAAGGCCGUGUGGUAACAGGCAUGGCACCAAUUCAGGACCUCUUGCUGGUCGGACAUAGCACAGGCUGCCAGAUUUUUUUACGUUGGCUUGUGCAUUAUUGCGAAAAGCUGAACGCAGUAAAUGCCAGCUCCGAUCGUAUCUUGGACAGUAUGCCAGAGUACGGAAAAAUCCAGAUUAUUCUGCAGGGCGCAGUUUCGGAUCGAGAAGCUACCAACCAGAUUCUUUCCAAUGAUCCAGACGCGGUGAAACUGCUGCAGCAGGAGCUGGAAAGAAACGAAAAUAGUGACAGCAAGGAGCAUUUGCUAGAGUCGGCCACGCUCGCUCAUAAGGCCUUUGACACGCCGGCGAUCACCAAGUAUCGUGCUGCCUCCUUGUACGGGAAACUCACCGAAGACGAUUUAUUUUCUACGGAUUUGACUGACGAGAACCUUGCCCAUAUUUUCGAACCAGUGAAACAAUUUUUAGCCAGAGAACCCAGCGUGAGGUUGCAGAUCCACUUUUUGUUGAGCCCAGAAGACGAAUUCGCGACCCUGAAAACGCGCGACGAGUACAAGAAGUUCUUGCAACGGUACUGCGGGGUGUUAAACGACAUUGGUGAUCGGGAUCACCUAGCCUCGUACAGCUUGUACAGCGGAAGCCACAAUGGGGAGGACGUGUCUGAAGCCCUUGCUGCAGCAAGUCUUGCGUUUGCCAUCUCUGCCCCGACACUUCGGACCAAUUUUGUCGCAGACGCAGUAGAUUUCUUCGAGAAAGUACCCGGCAGGAAUCAGGGUCAUCAUCACUUCAUUGACCAUGUUCGCAUCAUCGGACUGGUUGGUGUCCCGGGCUCGGGAAAGAGCACGGCGAGCGAUCUUUUACGCCGAGUCUACCCGGGCCUGGAAAUUCUGCCGGUUGAUGGUUUUCACAUACCCUUGGAGAGGUUGAGAGAGGAGCAAGGGGACGCGGGUGUGUAUUGGCGUGGAGCGCCGGAGACGUUCGAUCACGAUGCUCUAGUUGCAAAAUUGUCGGAAAUACGCCAAAUUUUACACAAGGACGCGGACAACGUGCAGAAGGGAUAUGGGAAUAAAGAUGUUCUUCCCACGGUGGACUGGCCCGCGUUUGACCACGCGAGGGGCGAUCCGGUUUAUGAGGAAGGUGUCGGUGUAUGUCUGAAGCUCAGUGGGAAGUUCAAGGCGCAAAGUUUCAAGGCAGCAAGGACGAGGAUCUUGUUGCUCGAGGGCUUGUAUCCUUUGUACUGGCCUGAGGUGCGGAGAUAUUUGGAUGGCGCAAUCGUGCUGGACACGGUCACGGUCGAUGAGGCAGUGGAGCGGUUAAAAAUCCGGAAUCAGUGCAUUCCGGGUUACACGAAGGAAGAAAUAUUCGCCCGCUGCGAGGAAGUAGAUCGGAGCAACGCAAAUCUUGUCGCCAAGUCCAUGCACGCAGUGGUGGAGAACUUUGAACGCGCCCCGUCGUUUUUUUCUGGAUUUCCUGUUUUACGCAUUACAGACUAG